Molecule: messenger RNA, 1272 nt
Organism: Fibroporia radiculosa
Lineage: Eukaryota; Fungi; Basidiomycota; Agaricomycetes; Polyporales; Fibroporiaceae
Exons: 6
Coding region: 1-1272 (423 amino acids)
Source: RefSeq, a predicted model, not a curated record
AUGGCAUCAUCCGCCUCGACAUCUCGUCAUGCACAGAAAUCAUCCAAAAAGGGCAACAUAAAUCGCAAAGGCCCCCAGCGACCUCCCACGUUUACAGACCCGCUCCCUCCGACCAAGGACGCAGUGCUGCGCGUGGCGCUGAAAACGGCGCUCGCGGGCGGGGAGUUCAUCGACACCAAGAUAUACACGUACUCGCGUCGGGCGGUAUCGGGCGCAGUAGACCGGCCGCGUCCUGUCUACGCUAACAGCACGACGCUCAAGGCGACGUCCGAGUUUUUCGUCAGCCUGCUAUCGGGGGGCUUCGCGGAAAGUCGCAUGGAGAGUUUGGAUGCAGACCUACAAAGCGGAGAGGAAGGUUCUACAGAUCUGUAUGAAUACCAUUCGGACAGUGACCUUGAAGACGAAGUUGUGGACGGUGACGAGGACGUCGCGGCCGAUGCGGCUGCAUCCACUCAGCUCAACAGCAAAGCUGAUGGGACAGGAGAUGAUGCCGCUGCAGCGACCGGCGAUGAUCGUGUAGGCUCUCCAGGAGGCGUCGAGUUUGAGACAGCGAGAGCCCUCUCGUUGCUUGGAACAGAUCGUUUCUCUACUGCCUCCAGCUCGUCGAUUGCUCCAGCUACGGAUAAUACACGGCGUUUCGGUCGAACAGUGUUCUUGAAGAAUGUGGCAUUCAAGACGCUGCAGGCGUUCAUUUUCUAUGUGUUCACUGGCGAGGUCAAGUUCGCGUCGCUCAAGUCGCAGCUGGAUCACCUGGACGAAGGGCAACCUGAGGUUGUCUUCGAUAGUAACUCGUCUGCGCCGCCAUCUUGUUCCCCAAAAUCGAUGUAUCGCUUGGCGGAGAUGUGUGGCAUCAAAGAAUUACAAGAGCUCGCGCUGAACGAUAUUAAAAUGAAGCUCUCGUCGAAAAAUAUCCUCGACGAGCUCUUCUCUACAUUUACUUCUUGGUACCCCGACGUCGAACAAGCCGAGCUUGACUUCCUCACGAAGGGAGACAUCCCAUCCGAUGUCGUCGCUGUGAUGCCGCGGGUCGUUGGCCGCAUGGCUGCGAGCGGCGUCCCGCACGGCGGGCAUGUCAUCACGGCGCUGCUCAAGGUACUCGUGGCGAGCCAUAACGGCCGCAGCACGCACGCCUCGUCAAACUCGCAACUCCAAAAAGAGCUAGCCGACACCAAGGCGUCACUAGAGAAGGCGCGGCAAUGCCCCAAUGGUCACAACCGGACCGCCCAGACGCAGGUGUACUGCAACAACUGCGGCACGUAUUACUAUGUGUGA